Messenger RNA from Ambispora gerdemannii, 161 nucleotides. The record is from the annotation of a GenBank genome assembly. NCBI's taxonomy places the organism in Eukaryota, Fungi, Glomeromycota, Glomeromycetes, Archaeosporales, Ambisporaceae.
AAAUCUUUAAUCUUGCUCGGAAAGCGGUUCGGUCUGCGGUUGAGAUGGGUGGUGAAUCUCUUGACCAUCUUAAAAAAAGUCUGAAUAACUGGUUUGCCGAAGAAGAACAAAGAUUGGCCCAUACCAAUAAUGAUAACAAGGAAAAUUUUGAUUCCAGCUAA